GCAACAUCAUAGGGUCCUCAACCAAAACUGCUCCUCUUCAGUACACUUCUUUUGUAAACCUCAAACAAAAAAGAUACCAAAACUAGUUUGAGCGAUCUAGAGGAGUGUUUGGUUCUUUUGGAUUAACCAAGAAAAUGGCAAAGUCAUGCGGAGCUAUCUUCCUCUUGGCCCUCAUUGUUCUCUCCUUGCUUCAAACCAUGGUGAUGGCCAAUGGAUAUAAUUAUCCAAUAAAGUUUGACCCAAAACGUUACAGACAAGGAAGCCUGAAAAUUACCCAAUGCCCAUCGGAAUGCGAUAGGAGGUGUAAACAGACACAGUACCACAAAGCCUGCAUUACGUUCUGCAACAAGUGCUGCAGGAAGUGUCUCUGUGUGCCUCCGGGUUAUUAUGGGAACAAACAAGUUUGCGGUUGCUACAACAACUGGAAAACUCAAGAGGGUGGACCUAAAUGCCCUUGAAAUUAUCUCCCCUUACUUCACUUUCCACUAUCGUAUCGUUCCUUUUUAUAAUAAAAAUUUGGACGAUGACUAAAACAGAUGAAAAUCUGUUUUUUAAUUUUCUUUUCUAAAAAGUAUUUUGUGUUUCAAUCUUAUUAUAUUUCUGAUGUUGUAAUAUUAUGUCACUCCUUUUGGGAUUUUGUCCUAAAUCCUUGAAAAAAAUGAGAGUGGCCUAUGAAUGAUAUUUUAUUGAAUAUUUUGGUGUU
Camelina sativa (false flax) is the source of this 703-nucleotide messenger RNA. Its product is annotated as gibberellin-regulated protein 4. The record is from RefSeq and is a predicted model, not a curated record. Lineage: Eukaryota; Viridiplantae; Streptophyta; Magnoliopsida; Brassicales; Brassicaceae.